AUGUCUUCGCCCUUCAAAGUCGCCCUCGGGGGUGCCGCUGGCCAGCUAGGCAGCUAUGUUCUCAAGCACCUCCUUCAAGCCUCCCACCCGGUCGUAGUCCUCACGCGCGUCGGCUCCAAGACGACGUCUCAGCUCCCUUCAUCGCCACUCAUCACCGUCGCCGAAGUCGACUACGCCUCGCCCGACACCAUCACGCCGCACCUCAACGGUGUACACACCGUCAUCGCCACCCUGGGCAGCACCAGCAUCGCCGCCCAGACCGGCCUCAUCAGCGCCGCCGCCUCCGCGGGCGUCUCGCGCUUCAUUCCGUCCGAGUUCGGGUGCGACACCUUCGCCCCCCGCGUCUCCGAACUGCCCGUCUACGGCGCCAAAGUGGCGGUGCAGAAGCAGCUGAAAGCUCUCGCCGACAGCCAGCCGGGCUUCACGUGGACGGCAGUGCUCAACCAGGCCUUCCUGGACAGCGGGCUGACCAACGGCUUCAUCGCCGACGUGCCGAACCACAAGAUCAAUCUGUACGACGGCGGCGACACGCCGUUUAGCGCCACGCGCCUCGACACGAUCGCGCGGGCCGUGGUGGGCGUGCUCUCGCAUCUCGAGGAGACGAGGAACCGUGCCGUGUACGUGCACGACAUUGUGACGACGCAGAACGAGAUCGUGGGCUUUGCCAAGGAGGCGGAUGGGCAGAGCUGGAGUGUCGCGCCGGUGGAUCUGACGGUGUUGCGGGAGGAGGCGUACAAGGAGCUGGGGAAGGAGAAGCCGGAUUUCGCGACUGCCAUGACCGGGUUGGUCAGGCAGGCGGCGUUUGGGAAGGGAUGGGGGUGUGACUUUACGGGCAAGGUGGAUAAUGAGUUGCUUGGGUUGAAGGGCAUGACCAAGGAGGAGCUCAAGGCGUAUGUGGCUUCGUACCUCAAUUGA
Messenger RNA from Cyphellophora europaea CBS 101466, 915 nucleotides. RefSeq lists its product as uncharacterized. The record is from RefSeq and is a predicted model, not a curated record. NCBI's taxonomy places the organism in Eukaryota, Fungi, Ascomycota, Eurotiomycetes, Chaetothyriales, Cyphellophoraceae. Gene Ontology annotation, molecular function: oxidoreductase activity. The transcript has a single exon. Bases 1 to 915 code for a protein of 304 amino acids.